CGGCUGUAAGACGGGCAGAUGCCCUCCGGGAGCUGCUGCGGGCUUGCGGAGUGGAGUGGUGUUACCGGGACCGUAGACAGCCCGGCGAGAGAUGUCAGCGGGGCUCUGCUGGGUCCGCCACUUUCGUGUCCUGGGUCUCCGCUAUACAGUACGCUGGUCAGAGCCGUGUGUGACUCUAUUCCAAAGCGUUCGAGUUCAUUACAGUCAAGUGCAGUUGGGGUCAUUGGUCGGUGCGGCUGGCCCCCAGGAUUCACAGAUGAAUCGACACAGGUCCUGGACGGCGCCUCCCUGAGCUUCAGCACCAGGCUGAAGUGGUUUGCCAUCUGCUUCGUGAGCGGCAUCUUCUUCUCCAUCCUGGGGACCGGGCUGCUGUGGCUUCCGGGCGGCAUAAAGCUCUUCGCCGUGUUCUACACCUUCGGGAACAUCGCCGCGCUGGCCAGCCCUCCCGUCUGCCCCCACAGCACGUGCUUUCUGAUGGGGCCCGUGAAGCAGCUGAAGAAGAUGUUCGAGAGCACGCGGUGGCUGGCCACGGUCGUCAUGAUGCUGUGUUUCGUGUUCACCCUGUGUGCUGCUCUCUGGUGGCACAAGAAGGGGCUGGCCGUGCUGUUCUGCGUCCUGCAGUUCCUGUCCAUGACCUGGUACAGCCUGUCCUACAUCCCGUACGCCAGGGACGCCGUCCUGAAGUGCUGCUCGUCGCUGCUGGGUUGAACACCGGAAACUCGUCGGAAGGAGCGUGAGACAGCGGCUGCUCGGUGUCUGGUGAAGCGUGUUUUUUUUUUCCGAGACGGCGCUGGCGCCCCGGCCCUCCGCGGUGACGGUGACGGCGACGGCGGGGCCCCGCUCUGCGCUGGCGAAGCUCCGUGCGUGCGUGAUUAAACUGCUGAAUGCUUGUAA
Messenger RNA from Phyllostomus hastatus (greater spear-nosed bat), 894 nucleotides. RefSeq names its product SFT2 domain containing 1 (gene SFT2D1). The record is from RefSeq and is a predicted model, not a curated record. The transcript has 9 exons. NCBI's taxonomy places the organism in Eukaryota, Metazoa, Chordata, Mammalia, Chiroptera, Phyllostomidae. The coding region runs from base 19 to 708 and encodes 229 amino acids. Gene Ontology annotation, cellular component: membrane. Gene Ontology annotation, biological process: vesicle-mediated transport.